AUGUCCCUCACUCCGAGAUUGGCGCGGAUUGCCUUCGGCCGCAAUUGUCCAAGCACAUUGCACAUAUCACGCCCCUUUACACGUCAACCUCUGCGGCUAGCUACAUUCAUCAACCCUGCGCUUACACAUCGCAGGCCAUUACACGACUCGCCCACCUCUUCCACAAAACCAACUAAUCCAGAUCCUCGGGAAAAUCCAGCCCAUGAUCUUGCGCCACACGCCGACGUGAACGUCGGCCAGAGUCGGCUCGCCGAUUUUGACUUGAAGGGAAGGGUCUUCGUCGUGACGGGUGCCGCAAGAGGUCUCGGCCUUGCCCUCGCCGAAAGCCUCGUCGAGGCCGGUGGAAAAGUCUAUUGUCUAGAUCGUGAAGAUCAGCCCGACAAGCACUGGGCGGAAGCGAGUAAGAGAGUGAUGCCUGAGUGGGGAGGAUCUAUGCAUUAUCGUCAGCAAGACGUUCUGGACACUACCAAUCUGGAUAGGACGAUAGCGGAAAUCGCAGACGCUAAUCGGCGUCUCGACGGCGUAAUCGCCGCGGCUGGUGUUCAGCAGAUCAUGCCGGCCCUGGACUAUGGACCGGCCGACGCUACUAGAGUCAUGUCUAUCAACUUCACCGGUGCGUUGAUGACCGCGACGGCCGCCGCUCGCCAGAUGAUCAAGUAUAAGUGCCACGGCAGCAUAUGUUUGAUCGCCUCGAUGAGCGGUUGCGUAGCGAACAAGGGCCUCCUGUCGUCGGUCUACAACUCAUCCAAGGCCGCGCUGAUCCAACUCUCGCGCAACCUGGCCAUGGAGUGGAGCCCGAUCAAGCCGGACGGAACUGGCGGCAUCCGCGUCAACUGCAUCAGCCCCGGACACAUCAUGACGCCCAUGGUCGCCCAGAACUUCAGGGACGUGCCGGGUCUCAGGGUGAAGUGGGAGAGCGAGAACAUGAUGGGCCGGCUGGCGGAGACCACCGAGUUCAAGGGCGCAGCGCUUUUCCUCUUAAGCAAUGCGAGCAGCUUCAUGACCGGAGCAAAUCUUGUGAUGGACGGCGGACAUACUUCGUGGUAA
Annulohypoxylon truncatum is the source of this 1047-nucleotide messenger RNA. RefSeq names its product NAD(P)-binding protein. Lineage: Eukaryota; Fungi; Ascomycota; Sordariomycetes; Xylariales; Hypoxylaceae. The transcript is spliced from 2 exons. Gene Ontology annotation, molecular function: oxidoreductase activity, acting on NAD(P)H, oxygen as acceptor. Bases 1 to 1047 code for a protein of 348 amino acids. The record is from RefSeq and is a predicted model, not a curated record. Gene Ontology annotation, cellular component: intracellular anatomical structure.